CCACUACCAAUAUCAUAACCCCACUACAACAAAUCGAAUAUUUUCCCAUUUCUCCAUACAUGUGCAUGCCAUGACCACCAUUCCAUUUUUCUUUUUUCCAAAUACCCACAGUUUCCCUCUCCCUAAGCCAGUCUUUCAGUAUAGUCACCACCUUGCUUUUAUUCUCUAUGGAGAAUAAUAGAAAAUUUGAAAUUAGCUAAUAAAAUAAAAAUAAAAAGGGAAUGCCCCAAUCGGUCAAGAUAUCCACUCCACCACCACAAAUCACAAAGCUUUCUUUCCCUUUUUUUUUUUUAUAAAGAAAAUGAAGAAUCCAACGGUGGAGGGACAACCAUCCGCGGAGACACGGAGCCGCUCGCGCCCAACUCUUUGGAAUCUGACCCUUUCUUUUCCUUACUACUGCCCUCCGCUAGUUAAAUACAGUCACCCACCCACUAGCCCACUACUCAACCAACUCAACCCUAGUUAACUGCAUAACACAACCCAUGCUUCAAUUUCUGCUUCCUCUUUAUAUAUAUAUACCACCUUCCCCUCUUCCUUGCAAGCUUAAUUUCUCUUCUCUAUCUUCCUACGUCUCUUGUCUUUGCUUAUCCGCUAUCUUUUCUAGCUCCUGUUCCCUGUGAAUUCUUCAAGGUAACCAUUUUGGGUCUGGGUUGGGUUUUGUGUUCGUGUUCAUGUGAGUGUUGAGGUAGAAAACAAUGAGUUGCAACGGGUGCAGAGUCUUACGCAAAGGGUGCAGCGAAACCUGCAUUCUACGCCCGUGUUUACAGUGGAUCGAUACCCCUGAAGCUCAAGGCCACGCCACCGUCUUCGUCGCUAAGUUCUUCGGCCGAGCUGGCCUCAUGUCUUUCAUUUCAGCAGUCCCCGAAAGCCAGCGUCCUGCUUUGUUUCAAUCGUUAUUAUUUGAAGCCUGCGGUAGAACCGUGAAUCCUGUAAACGGUGCUGUAGGGCUGUUGGGGACCGGAAACUGGCACGUUUGCCAAGCUGCUGUAGAAACUGUUCUACGCGGCGGCACGCUGCGGCCGUUGCCUCAGCUUCUCGCAGCUGGAGGAUCUUCGUUCCCAGCUUCCGACGAAGCGUCUGAAGCAGAAGUGGCCUGUACGGACAUGUGGAAACUCCAGGAUCCAAAUCCGAACCCCCAUUCCCGAUUCUCCAAUUCAAGAUCCAAAGGUUCACCAAAACGGAAACGAACCGACGAAAUUAAGCAGCAACAACUGCAGCUACAGUUUCCACGGAGGGUUCUGGAUCUUCAGCUGACACCGAUCUUUUCCCCAAAGACAGCCCUACGUAAACCGGAAAUACGGCGCCCGGAGACUCCGUCGAUGAAUUCAGAGGAGUCAGUGACGACGACGACAACAACGUGCCUGGAGAGCGGGCUGGGAUAUCAAUACGGGAAUGGAGGAGAGAAAAAGCUCCUGAAUCUAUUUGUCUAGGAAGAUAAAAAGUAGUGCUUUGCUUAAUUUUGUGAAUCUGACAUCCCCGUCAUGGGAGUUAGUCCUUUUUGAUAAUUUUUGGUUAGUUUUCCCCCGGAAUUGGAUUAUUCUCCGGCGAGUUUUUGUACAUCACCGGUAGAAGAUUUCUCUUGUGAGUGGCCAAGGGAACAAAUGAAUUUGCCAGUGAUUGUCCUGCUAAAUUUCUGUUGUGAUGACUGUAUGAAAUGAAUAAUAAAACAAAUUACUUUCUUUUUUAUUUAAA
Molecule: messenger RNA, 1692 nt
Organism: Hevea brasiliensis (rubber tree)
Lineage: Eukaryota; Viridiplantae; Streptophyta; Magnoliopsida; Malpighiales; Euphorbiaceae
Product: LOB domain-containing protein 37
Exons: 2
Coding region: 696-1430 (244 amino acids)
Biological process (GO): regulation of gene expression
Source: RefSeq, a predicted model, not a curated record